GCGAGUUGAGGCUCUCGCUCUCUCUCCCCCCCUUCCUUUUUUCGUGUGAACGGAACGCUAAAAAGGAGGAGAUUUCGACGAUUUGUGAGGGUGUCGGUCUCUCGCCGAAACAGGAACAGACGAAGAAAUCGAUUACAAUUUAAGCAUUCGAUUUUAUCCUUUUUUUUUUUGGGAUUUGAUUCGUUGAGUUCGAUUUCGGUUUCCGAUCAAUUGGAUCUGAUCUGAAUGGCGGCGUCACGGCGGCUUCGGGACCUUCAAUCGCGGCCGGGCAAUAAGAUCUGCGUUGAUUGCUCGCAGAAGAAUCCGCAAUGGGCUUCGGUUUCCUAUGGCGUGUUCAUGUGUUUAGAAUGCUCGGGGAAGCACCGUGGCCUCGGUGUCCACAUCUCGUUUGUUAGAUCCGUUACGAUGGAUUCUUGGUCCGAGAUCCAGAUCAAGAAGAUGGAGGCUGGUGGUAACGACCAGCUCAACGCCUUCCUUGCGAAAUACGGGAUACCUAAGGAGACUGAUAUUGUAACAAAAUACAAUACUAAUGCGGCUGGCGUUUAUAGGGAUCGAAUUCAGGCCCUGGCCGAGGGCCGAUCUUGGAAGGAUCCGCCGGCGGUGAAGGAGAACAUCGGAGCAGGAAAAUCGAAGCCUCCAUUAGCACAAAGUGCUGGUGGAGGGAGUAAGGUGAAUAAUGGAGGUUGGGAUAGUUGGGAUAACGACGAUAAUUUUAGAUCUUCUUCAAAUGAUUUGAGGCGAAACCAAUCGACCGGUGAUGUUCGAGGCGUGGGCGGCGGAGGCAUGCCGUCCAGGUCUAGAUCGACCGAGGAUAUCUAUACCCGGACUCAAUUGGAGGCCUCUGCUGCAAAUAAGGAUAAUUUUUUCGCGCGUAAACUGGCUGAGAAUGAAUCUCGGCCUGAAGGAAUUCCACCAUCACAAGGAGGAAAAUAUGUUGGAUUUGGGUCGAGUCCUCCGCCUACGCGAAGGAAUGAUCCGCAAAGCGAUGUUUUCUCUGUUGUUUCUCAGGGCUUUGGUAAAUUAUCUCUGGUUGCUGCAUCUGCGGCUCAGACGGCAGCAAAUGCUGUUCAAGCAGGCACAAAAGAGCUGACUACCAAGGUGAAGGAGGGUGGCUAUGAUUACAAAGUAAAUGAAACUGUCAAUGUCGUCACGGCAAAAACAACAGAAAUUGGGCAAAGGACAUGGGGAAUUAUGAGAGGUGUAAUGGCAAUGGCUACACAGAAGGUUGAAGAGUACACCAAAGAUGGCAUGAACUGGAAGAAUGAUAACUGGCAGCGGAACGAAAAUGAGAAAAAUGGAUACUAUCAAGAAUUCGACCAGGACAACAAAGGCUGGAAUCCUACUUCUGGAACAGGGCAGUCAUCAGGAAGCGUUCAACAAAAUUCUUACAGCUCAAGUUCGUGGGACGAUUGGGAUACCAAAGACAGCAGAAAAGAGGAGACAACUAAAGGAACCGGAUCCCAUAAUAAUAACAACAACAACAACAACAAUAACAAUAAUGAGGACUGGGCUGGUUGGGAUGACCAGAAAGAUGAUGGGUAUGAUAACUACUAUCAAGCGUCUGAUCGGAAAACUGUCGGUCAAAAUGGAAAAGCAGGUGCUGGUGGUGGUACAUGGUCGGAGGGAGGCUUUCUCUGAGGUAGGCAUCUGAAUACGGUGCAACCAAGUUCCUGGUUUCCUCAAAUGAUGAAAAAUUGAAUACUUGGAGUAGCUCAUACGGAUGGCUGGUCAACACACUGGUAAAGAAGAUGAUGAUUACAAGAACAUAUAGAAUAGAGCUGAUAAGAUUGUUAAUGGAUGUGGAUAUCAAAUCCUCCCACAUGGGUCGCUCAUGUUUUGUUGAGGUCAGUUUUUUUUUCUUUUUUUGUGGGGAUGGGGGUGGGCUGUGGCUGCAACUGCUGUAUCAUCAAAAUCGUCAAAAACCCCCAAUUUAAAGAAACUGUUUAUUAUGUGUUUUGAAACAUUAUUUGUCACUUCAGAAUUGAAAUUCUCUCUCUAUUUGUUUUGUAAUGAAUAGAUGCUAAUUACAUUUA
Molecule: messenger RNA, 2033 nt
Organism: Momordica charantia (bitter melon)
Lineage: Eukaryota; Viridiplantae; Streptophyta; Magnoliopsida; Cucurbitales; Cucurbitaceae
Gene: AGD7
Product: ARF-GAP domain 7
Biological process (GO): vesicle-mediated transport
Molecular function (GO): GTPase activator activity
Source: RefSeq, a predicted model, not a curated record